This is a messenger RNA of Funneliformis geosporum, 2133 nucleotides long. Lineage: Eukaryota; Fungi; Glomeromycota; Glomeromycetes; Glomerales; Glomeraceae. The record is from the annotation of a GenBank genome assembly.
AUGAGCGAACAACAACAUUUUAACGUUAAAAAUGAAUUUACAAACCUCGAACGUGAGGCUAUGUUCCAAGUUGCGCGAUUCCUCCAAAAAUUCCCGCAAACACAAAGGGCACAUCAGGCCUUGGUAAAAGAUUUGACAGACCACCCAGAGCUGCUUCCCCUUAGAACUGAUUUCGAAGGAAAUACUCAUUUGCAAACCUACGACGAACUGGUACGUUUACCAUGUCGACCAUUAAAUGUCGGAAAAUUAAGAGAAAAUUUAUACCAAUCCGAAACGUCCAAAUGUCCAGAAAUAGAUGCUCGACGGGCGAGGCUAGGCUUAGCACAGCAUGCACCUUCAAGAUUUCUUGCUGGCCUUGUAGAUCAAAAUCCUGCCGCUGCUGUCGUCUCCCGCGAACUAGGUGGAGGUAGGAUUAAGAGCUCGCAACCAAUAAGGGUCAUAUAUAACGAUUAUAAGCAGGGAAGCGAGUCAUCACGCGAUGACCGACUCGCUAAGGUGUGGUGUACGGGUACUGGUGUUUUGUUGAGAUCCCUCCAGGGACAUAGGUCAGUGAUUUCGGAUAUGGCCAUUAGCAAAGAUGGUUACCUUUUAGCAACGGCGUCGGAGGAUACUACAGUUUUGGUUUGGGACCUGGAAAAAUAUCAAGUCGUCAAUUGUUUGAGAAUGGAUGACGCAGUUACAUCCAUUGCGUUCUCUCCAAGUCCGUUGAUCGAAAACAGGUAUAUUCUUACCACUUCCGAUAACUGGUAUACGUGGCUUGCAAAAUACGAACGUAUAAAAAGCACUACCUCUUUUGGCGAAUUAAAUAAAAUCAAGCCCACUAACGCUGUCGGCAGAGUACGAAUGAAGUGUUCUGCAUUCAAUCACACUGGCUCACUUUUCGCCGUUUCGGGGACAGACGGUUUAAUUCGAGUCUUCUCAACGAUCACCCUCGAAGAUUCUAAGGUUAUCGAAGAAGAAAAAGAAGGGGGCAGUGAAGCUAAUGUUUUAGAAAGUGGCGAAAAAGGGAAAUCAGAUGAAGACGAAGAAGAAAUCGAUAUUCUGGACGUCGUAAUGCCCCGCCCUUUCGUGUCCCGCGAAGAAAAAGGCGAAGAAAAACAAGAGAAUAAGCGCAAAAAUUCCAUUUCUGUUCGUCGUAUUUCGGUUUGUUCGGAACACAACCAGGAGAAAACAUUGUUUCCUGGCUCUCCUAGAUACACAGAGUCAAAUAUCAUCGCAUCUCCUAUAAAUGUCGGAUAUACAAAUAUUUCGGCUUCACCAAUAACGACUUUGGGUGCAAGUUCCACAUUACAGAACAAUACUGCAGAUACUGACAGUGAUGAGGAUACAUAUAGUGUUGGCAGUAAUUUCAGCUUCGGUCCGAUGUCACCACCAUCUAAUGAACAACAAAGUAACGUGCCGUCACAAAAUAUAGUUAUUUCUCCGGCUCAUUCCCCAAUUCGUUCUCAAGAGGUGCUUCAACCCAUUCAGACUAAGACACAUCAGGUAGAAGAAAAGAGACAUUCAGUAAAUAAAACGGAGGAGGACAAUAAAAGUUCUACAAAUCAUGAAAUUUCGAACCCAAACGCGGGACAAAAGAAUAAAAAAGACAAUAAAAAGAAUGACGUUUCCAAAUUAUUCGGUCCUUUUCAUAUAUCAGAUUUGGACGGACACGUCAGAACUGUGAACAGUCUUGAAUUUGCUCAUGGAGAUAAUCGUCUUUUAUCAGGAUCCGAUGAUGGUACUGCUCGUAUUUGGCGAUACAAUUAUUUAAAACAGCAAUGGAUUUCCAUUACAUUGGUCGUCUCCGAUAAGUCGCCAGAAUCUGAUUGCAGAGUCACUGCAAUGCGCUGGAGUGCUGAUGAUGCACUUGUUGUACUUGGAGACAAUAAAGGACAUAUCCGAGUAUAUGAUUCUCAAAAUGGUGAACUCAAGAUUGAAAUUCAUGCCCAUUCGAACGAUCUCUAUGUACUGGAUAUACAUCCUCAUGAUUGGCGUACCAUAAUGUCAGCAGGAUAUGAUGGCAAGAUUUCGAUGUGGGAUAUACAAGAUGGCAGAAAUGUCAAAACAUGGGAUCGUUCGAGUCUAAAGUUUAUUGAUGAAAAUUUAGAUCUUAAGUUUCAUGAUGGCAAAUUCAGAGAUGAUGGCAAGUAA